AUGCGAAGAGUGGUAGUCACCGGUUUAGGCGCGGUCACGCCGCUGGGAGUUGGCAUCCGCAGAACAUGGUCGCGCCUCAUCGACGGUCACUGUGGCGUUGUCUCCGUCAAGGAUCGCGGUCCUCGGUUUGCGGCACUGCCGAGUCAGGUCGCCGCAGUCGUUCCAUCCGGGCCUAAGGAGGACGGAGGGUGGACGGCAAAAGAAUGGCUCCAACCAGGUGAUGAGCGCAAGAUGGCCCUCUUUGCCCAGUAUGCCAUGGCAGCCUCACACGAGGCGCUUGAGGAUGCUGCGUGGCACCCAAAGGCUGAACAGGAUUUGGAGGCUACCGGUGUCUACAUCGGAUCUGGCAUUGGGAGCUUUGAUGAUGUGUACGAGACAUCCAUCGCCUACGAUAAAGGCGGCUACAAGAAAGUCUCGCCAUUAUUCGUGCCCCGACUGCUCAUUAAUCUCGCUGCUGGACAUAUCUCGAUGCGCUUUGGGCUGAAGGGCCCGAACCACGCAGCAACAACAGCUUGCACAACCGGUGCCCACGCAAUUGGCGAUGCCGCUCGCUUCAUUGCCUAUGGUGAUGCAGACGUCAUGAUUGCGGGCGGCGCCGAGUCCUGCAUCCACCCUCUGGCAAUUGCAGGUUUUGCUCGUGCAAGAAGUCUUGCCACGGACUGGAAUGACACGCCUCAUCUUGCUUCUAGGCCAUUUGACAAGGACAGGGCCGGCUUCGUGAUUGGGGAGGGUGCCGGUGUGCUUGUCCUCGAGGAACUUGAGCACGCGAAAGCUCGAGGUGCCCGAAUCUAUGCAGAGCUUAAAGGCUAUGGUCUUUCUGCAGAUGCCCACCAUAUGACUGCUCCUCGAGAAGACGGAGAGGGCCCGUUUCUUGCCAUGAAGCGAGCUCUGAAGCAUGCAAAACUCCCACCGAGCGCAGUUGAUUAUGUCAAUGCCCACGCAACAUCGACAGUCCUGGGCGAUGCGGCCGAGAACAUGGCCAUCAAAACGCUUCUCUUGGGAGACCAAGGGCGGCAGAGAGCGGCAGAUGUAAACGUCAGCAGCACGAAGGGAGCUAUAGGCCAUCUGCUCGGCGCCGCUGGAUCCGUCGAGGCAAUCUUCACGAUUCUUGCCCUUCACCAUGGCAUCCUCCCUCCAACGUUGAAUUUGGAAACAGCCGGGGACCCACCGGAAGAAUUUGACUGCAACUACGUUCCGAAGCAGGCACAGAAACGGGAAAUCACGGUCGCUUUGUCGAAUUCGUUCGGAUUCGGAGGGACCAAUGCAAGCCUGUGCUUUAGCAAAUGGCAAUAG
Messenger RNA from Lasiodiplodia theobromae, 1293 nucleotides. RefSeq names its product Beta-ketoacyl synthase. Gene Ontology annotation, molecular function: 3-oxoacyl-[acyl-carrier-protein] synthase activity. Gene Ontology annotation, biological process: fatty acid biosynthetic process. Lineage: Eukaryota; Fungi; Ascomycota; Dothideomycetes; Botryosphaeriales; Botryosphaeriaceae. The transcript has 7 exons. Bases 1 to 1293 code for a protein of 430 amino acids. The record is from RefSeq and is a predicted model, not a curated record.